This is a messenger RNA of Fraxinus pennsylvanica, 1764 nucleotides long. The record is from the annotation of a GenBank genome assembly. Lineage: Eukaryota; Viridiplantae; Streptophyta; Magnoliopsida; Lamiales; Oleaceae.
AUGGGGUGUGUUUUUGGAAAAGAGAUUUCAUCAUCUGGGCCUCCUACUGGCCAAGUUGUAACUGGUAAUGGUAGGGUUAUUGAGGGAAAGAGAGAUUUAGUCUCACAGUCGGGGAGGAGAGAGAAAGUAGUAGUUGGUUCUGUAAGUAAGGCGGAGGACCACAGUGGCUGCAAAGGCGGAGGGGAUGGUGAAGUUCAGAACGGUGGAGAUCAGAAGGAGGAGCAGAGGGAUGGAAAUGUGCGAAAGCAGAGAAGUGAGAGGAGGAGGUCUAGGCCAAAUCCUCGUCUGAGUAAUCCCCCAAAGAACAUCCAUGGCGAGCAAGUGGCUGCUGGAUGGCCAGCUUGGCUCUCGGCAGUUGCAGGGGAGGCAAUUAAUGGAUGGACCCCUCGUCGGGCUGACACAUUCGAGAAACUUGAUAAGAUUGGACAAGGUACUUACAGUAAUGUCUAUAAAGCUAAAGAUACCUUAACGGGGAACAUCGUUGCAUUAAAGAAAGUCAGAUUUGAUAAUUUGGAGCCCGAGAGCGUGAGAUUUAUGGCUCGAGAGAUUUUGAUUUUGCGUCGUUUGGACCAUCCAAAUGUUGUGAAAUUGCAAGGAUUGGCAACUUCAAGGAUGUCAUGUAGUUUGUACCUAGUGUUUGACUAUAUGGUGCAUGAUUUGGCUGGCUUGGCUUCAAGCCCCGGAAUCAAAUUUACAGAGCCUCAGGUCAAAUGCUACAUGCAUCGGCUAUUGUCAGGCCUUGAGCACUGCCAUAACAGGCACGUGUUGCAUCGUGAUAUUAAGGGGUCAAAUCUCCUAAUUGAUGAUGGAGGAGUUCUUAAGAUUGCUGAUUUCGGUUUGGCUUCCACAUUUGACCCUAACAACAAGCAGCCGAUGACCAGUCGAGUGGUUACUCUUUGGUACAGGCCUCCAGAGCUGCUUCUUGGUGCCACCAAUUAUGGUGUAGGUGUGGACUUGUGGAGUGCUGGGUGUAUUUUAGCGGAGUUAUUUGCUGGGAGGCCCAUCAUGACUGGGCGGACAGAGGUGGAACAGCUGCACAGGAUUUUCAAGCUAUGUGGCUCUCCGUCGGACGAAUAUUGGAAAAAAUCUAAACUACCGCAUACAACCAUAUUCAAGCCUCAACAGUCAUAUAAAAGAUGCAUAGCAGAGACCUUUAAAGAUUUCCCGCCAUCAUCACUGCCAUUAAUUGAGACUCUACUUGCAAUUGAUCCAGCUGAGCGUCAAACUGCUACAGCUGCAUUAAACAGUGAAUUCUUCAGAACAGAACCUUAUGCAUGUGAUCCAUCAAGUCUUCCAAAGUAUCCUCCCAGCAAGGAGAUGGAUGCUAAGCGGCGUGAUGAAGAAGCUAAAAGGCUAAGAGCUGCUGGUAGAGCCAAUGCUGAUGGUGUGAAAAAAACACGUACACGGGAACGACCAAUGCGGGCAAUCCCUGCUCCUGAAGCCAAUGCUGAGCUGCAAGCCAAUAUUGAUAGACGGCGACUAAUUACACAUGCGAAUGCAAAGAGCAAAAGUGAAAAAUUUCCACCCCCACACCAGGAUGGAGGACUUGGUUAUCCUUUGGGCGCUUCACAUCACAUGGAUCUGGCCUUUGAUCCUCCUGAUGUCCCGUACAGUUCCAUGAAUUUCUCAUAUUCCAAGGAACCCAUUCAAACUUGGUCGGGCCCAUUGAUGGACCCCUCUGCUGUUGGUGCUCCACGAAGAAAGACGAGGCCAUCGAAGAAGGAUAAGAACUCCAAUUGGAACAAGGAGAAAGGUAACAUGUAA